AUGCAGCUAUCAUCGAUUUUCCUCCAGGGUUUACUAUUAUCAGGUAUCAUUGCUUCACCAGUUGCUGCUACCUCAGAUGCAUUGCCAGAUAGUUUUGAAGGUUCAUAUGCUGAUAACUCCACUGAUUUAUUAGCUGUUAAUAAAAGGGCAAAGUAUUACCUUUGCUUUGAUGCUUUUGAAUCUGGUAAUAAUUGUUACGGUAAGAAUAGGAGAGAUUGUUCUAAUCAUCAACAAGACAAGGGUCUCACUCGUCGUGACGCUGGAAAUUUUUGUGAUUUCUGGUGUAGCAAAGUUAGAAAUGUUGAUGAUUGUAAAACCAGAAAGAAGUGGGCCAAUUACCAUCCUAAAUGGGCUUGUAAAGAUCAAAAAUAUUGUUAA
This is a messenger RNA of Hansenula ciferrii, 378 nucleotides long. RefSeq lists its product as uncharacterized. Lineage: Eukaryota; Fungi; Ascomycota; Saccharomycetes; Phaffomycetales; Wickerhamomycetaceae. The coding region runs from base 1 to 378 and encodes 125 amino acids. The transcript has a single exon. The record is from RefSeq and is a predicted model, not a curated record.